CAGCGAGGCUGCAGACGGCAGAAAUCACGAGAAUAUCAAAGCGCCGCCGUUGAUUGGUCCGCUCUAUUUGGUCUCCUCCAUUGCGGGAUGGGGCUCCCCGUCAUCCGUUGUUCCACUUGCUGUGCCGUCCGACAGCCUGGUGAGCAGCGGAAUGGCGCACACACACUAAGGGAGGCGCCCGGCAGCCCUCAACCCCAACCAACACGAGCCGCGCCAAUGAUGUCUUCGCUGCUGCUGCCACCUGCCUGCAGGGACUCUGCAUGCGGGUGUGUGCGUGCUCCCCUCUGGCUGUAGCUGCGAGGAGAGGAGACUUCGAUCAUGGGGCUGCUCAUCACGGUAAGCACAGAUCUGGAGGGGGAGAAGCACACCCAGAAUGUUCAGAUCUCGAUCUUUGAACGCCAUCUCUGUGUGUUCAGCUCUUCAUCAUCAUCAAGUUCAUCUGCAUGCUGUCCUGCUGCGGUGUGUGCAUUGGGGCAGUCAUCCAAGCCAUCCAAGCUGCGGACGACUACGGCACCGACCAAGUGCGGAGAAAAGGGGGCUGGGUUGAUGAGGGAAUGUGCGAUGACAUAUCCCUCUUGCAUGUCUGUUCAGGGAUACAUCUCUCUGUCAGACGUGGACGCGGCAUUGGUACGGUCAGAUAGACAGAAAGACAGAUAGGCAGGCAGGCAGCCUCUCGCUUCAUCGCCCUUGAUUGAUUGAUUGAUUGAUUGAUUGGCAUCGUUCACUGAAGGACGUCACAAUUGACACCAUUGUUGAGCUGUCUACCGCCCUGCCUUUCUCGUAGGAUGGCGACCACACGCCAGCUGCCAACACUGCCAAAGCCAGUAAGCAAAUUAGGGCUCAAAGCUCUGCACGUGUGUGGUUCAAUGUCCUUCCUGAUGCAGGGAUUGUUCUGCUGAGGUUCGUCGUGUCCAUGUUGGUCAUCUGUGCCCUGACGUCCGGUUACCUCCAGUGGUUCAGAGGCCAAAACGCCGCCAACCAGAGCGUGAACUUCCUCGUCGCCUGCCUCGAGGUCGCUACGGUUCUGUACAUGUACGCUCUUGUCACGGCUUACGCCUACUCGGUCUGGUCGAACGUGUGAGGGCGUAUUGAUGGGACAGAUUGAGCAGUGAUCAUGUGUUAUGUGCCUACACAGUGGGACGUACGCUUUCGAAUGAGUGAGUGAGUGAGCAUAUUGAUGGAUUUUUUCAUCGAGUGAAUGAAGUCAAGGACGCAUCAUUCAUGAACAAAGUACGUCGACUUCAU
Molecule: messenger RNA, 1245 nt
Organism: Vitrella brassicaformis
Lineage: Eukaryota; Vitrellaceae
Source: the annotation of a GenBank genome assembly